UAGCAACUUUGUUGAAACGAUUAAGUUUCGAGCUUCAGAAAAUUUAAAGACAUGGCUGCAGAUGAGACCAAAGUAUUGCCAGAAUCAUAUCCCAUGAAUGGUGGAGAUGGGAAAGUCAGCUAUGCUCGUAACUCCUUCGCUCAGAGGACAGCAGUGGAUGCUUCCAAGAAAUUUAUAAGCGAAGCGAUAGCUGACCUCUCGACAUUGAAUUUGAUCCCAUUCUGGAUUCAUCUAUCAGAUUUGGAAUAGCAGACUUGGGCUGUGCCGCUGGGCCUAAAACAUUCUAUGCAGUGCAAACCAUCAUAGAAGCUGUAGACAGCAAGUACGCAAAGCAGCAUCAGAAAUCUAAAGCUCUAGAAUACCAAGUGUUCUUCAAUGAUCACGUCAACAAUGAUUUCAAUACUCUCUUCAGAACCCUCCCUUCCCCGCUGCGAUACUUUCCUGUUGGAGUGCCUGGUUCUUUUUAUGGCCGCUUAUUUCCUAAAGAUUCUGUUCAUUUGAUGCACUCAUCUAAUUCAUUGAACUGGCUUUCUAGAGUUCCUAAAAGUGUUGGAGAUAUCAACUCCCCGGCAUGGAAUGCAGACAGUAUAUAUUGCACUGGAACUGUAAAAGAAGUAGUUGAAGCUUAUUCAAGUCAAUACAAGAAAGACAUGGAGAAUUUUCUGAAUGCUAGAGCAUUAGAGCUUGUUGGUGGAGGGCUGUUGGUGCUGGUUCUUGGUGGUGUUCCUAAUAGCGUCACUUCAAGUCAAACUGCUAUUGGUAAGGAUUACGAAAUUCUUGGCUCUUGCCUGGUUGACAUGGCGAACAAGGGAUUAAUUUCCAAAGAAAAAGUGGAGUCCUUUAAUUUGCCUAUAUACUAUGCAUCACCUAAUGAGAUUGAGAAAUUGAUUCAAGACAAUGGUUGUUUCAGCAUUGUGAGGAUGGAGACAUUUCCUGGCAACAGAAAGCACAUUUACAAUUCCCAAAUGUGGACACUGAUUGUAAGAGCUGGCUUCGAGGCAAUUAUAAGUAAUAACUUCGGAAGUGAAAUGGUUGAAGAGCUAUUUGAGCUCUACACCAAGAAACACAUGGAUAAUGUUUCUAUCUUUAGUAGGGAUGAUGUUAUAAGUCUCCUACACUUGAAUAUUGUUCUCAAGCGCAAAAUUUAGUGCAAGGAGUGUUAUGACUCCACAUCUACACUGUUCUGCUGCUUUGGUUCUAAUUUUCCUUGAGCUUGGUAAAAAGAAAUAAAACAAUCAUCAUCUCCAGGGACAACAAUUCUAUAUAGACUCCAAUUUGGAAAGUCUUGAAUUCGAAAUUUGAGAAGGGAUGGAUGAUAUUCACUGUGUAAUCCAAAAUCAUAUAUGAUAUAUAAUAAA
This is a messenger RNA of Theobroma cacao (cacao), 1358 nucleotides long. The record is from RefSeq and is a predicted model, not a curated record. NCBI's taxonomy places the organism in Eukaryota, Viridiplantae, Streptophyta, Magnoliopsida, Malvales, Malvaceae.